Messenger RNA from Ochlerotatus camptorhynchus, 4197 nucleotides. RefSeq lists its product as uncharacterized. Gene Ontology annotation, molecular function: nucleic acid binding. NCBI's taxonomy places the organism in Eukaryota, Metazoa, Arthropoda, Insecta, Diptera, Culicidae. Gene Ontology annotation, biological process: DNA integration. The record is from RefSeq and is a predicted model, not a curated record. The coding region runs from base 1 to 4197 and encodes 1398 amino acids. The transcript has a single exon.
AUGUGUCAGAAACGUCAUCAUACGUGGAUCCAUCCUGGCUACGCAGAUUCUUCUCCAAGUAGCAACGUGGUUCAGUGCUCUACUAGUGAGCCACAAUUUUCCACUCAAGCAAACGUCACCGUGGCCAACAUCGAUUCAUCCACCAUGGAUUCAUGUACCUCUGCGUACGUCAACGAAGUUCAAGCAGUGUCGUCUCAGAUCUCUCGAAACAGCAACAUCUUCAUGCUCACCGUAGUGUUGGUCAUCGUAGACGUCCACGGGCAAGAACACCUAGCAAGGGCCUUGCUAGACAGUGCUUCCCAACCCAAUCUAAUGACGGAUCGUAUGGCACAAAUGCUGAUGCUCAAGCGGAAGAAGGUGAAUGUACAGCUGCAAGGACCUGGGGGAAUUUCGAUUCGCGCAUCAGAUUCUGUCUCCACUCAAAUUCGUUCUCGCAAGGAGGAUUUCACACGCGACAUUGAAUUUCUCGUUCUGCCUCGAGUGACGUCCGCCAUGCCUGAGCAAGACGUCCCAAUCGUCGACUGGAAAAUCCCGAAGGACCUGUUCUUGGCCGAUCCCAACUUCAACAAGCGUGCUGACAUCGACAUGAUCAUCGGUCUUCAACACUUUUUCUCCUGCUUCACAACAACGGCUCGUAUCCAAUUAGCGAAAGAUUUGCCCGAACUGGUCGACAGCGUAUUCGGAUGGAUCGUUGCCGGCUCUGGUCAUCUCAUUCCAACAUCUCCCGAUUCCGCCACUUGCAACUUCACUGCAGUUUGCCUGGUCACACUCGAAGAGAGUUUGGAACGCUUUUGGAAGCUAGAAGAAUUACCUCACAGUUCUGACUAUUCUGAAAAGGAGAGGAAAUGCGAAGAAUGGUAUAAGUCAACAGUCUCACGUGAUUCUUCUGGUCGCUAUCAAGUUCGUCUGCCCCGUCAUCCGGAAUUCAACACCAUGAUAGGGGAAUCCAAAGCUGUUGCCAUUCGAAGAUUCAGGGCUACUGAAGCAAGAUUAGAACGAGAACCCGAUCUUAAGAAGGAGUAUCAUAAGUUCAUGGAAGAGUACUUGUCCCUUGGUCAUAUGCGAUUAGUUCCCGAAGAUGAAAUCGACGACAAAAACUCGUACUACCUUCCUCACCAUCCAAUAGUGAAGGAAUCCAGCACCACUACGAAGGUACGUGUCGUCUUCGACGGAUCUGCAAAAACAUCAACCGGAUUCUCGUUGAACGACGCCCUGCUCGUUGGACCCGUUGUUCAGGAUGAGCUGCUAGCGAUUAUUCUACGUUUUAUGACGUUUGCAGUUGCAAUUGUGGCGGACGUGGAAAAAAUGUAUCGUCAAAUCCUGUUGCAUCUACUGGAUUGCCCGUUCCAGUGCAUAUUCUGGCGCUUUUCGAAAUCCCAACCAAUCCAAGUGUACCAGCUACUAACGGUCACAUACGGGCUCGCUCCUUCUUCCUUCCUAGCCACUCGAACCCUUCUGCAACUAGCAGAAGAUGAAGGUCCAGCAUAUCCACUCGCUCUACCAGUUCUCCGCAAAGGUUUCUAUGUCGAUGAUUGCGUUGCGGGUGCUCAAACCAUCGAAGAAGCCAUCAAGCUGCGAAAGGAACUAGACGAUCUUCUCAGGAAAGGUGGUUUCAUUUUACGAAAGUGGGCUUCGAAUAAGCUAGAGGUGCUCCAAGGACUAAGCCAAGAUCAAAUCGGGACACAAUCCAUCGUAAGCUUCACUCCUCAAGAAAGUCUGAAAACGUUGGGUAUCGUAUGGGAACCUGAAGCUGACAAGCUGCGAUUUGACUCGAAGGUCACUCAUCCGGACAAGCCUGCUACCAAAAGGUCCAUGUUAUCAUCAAUCUCCCAGCUUUUCGAUCCACUAGGGCUUGCUGCACCGAUCGUCGUCCGAGGAAAAAUGCUGAUGCAAGAACUAUGGCUCCUUAACUGCAGCUGGGACCAGCCUGUACCGGACGUUCUUCAAUUCAAGUGGGGGGAGUACUUCAGUUCGUUGGAAAAGCUCACUGAAUUUCGAGUCGAUCGCUAUGCAUUGUUGCCACACGCCAAAGUACAACUCCAUACGUUCACCGAUGCAUCGGAAGCUGCAUAUGGGGCCUGCAUCUACGCUCGUUCUGUUGACUCUUCUGGUAACGUCCGUGUUCGACUCAUCGCAUCGAAAACUCGAGUUGCUCCGUUAAAACGUAUCACUCUACCUCGCUUGGAGCUAUGUGGGGCUCUCGUCGGUGCUCAGUUGUACGCCUAUGUCAGCAAAGCUCUUCAAAUCGAAAUCUCGGAUUCUUUCUUCUGGUGCGACUCAACUGUCACGCUACAUUGGUUGCGAUCACCUCCAAACAACUGGAAAACGUUCAUUGCCAAUAGGGUCUCGGAAAUUCAAACUCUAACGCAUGGAUUUCAAUGGAAUCAUGUCGCCGGUUCGGAGAAUCCAGCGGAUUUGCUGUCACGAGGAAUGGACGUCGACAAUUUCGUUGUAAGCAGUUUCUGGAUGCACGGUCCAGAAUGGCUAUUCAAAGCGAAAGAAGAUUGGAUCAACUCAGCACUACCCCCAGCACCUGAACACGAAAUGGAACAUCUCAAGGUGGUGGCGACCAUUACACGUACAGCACAGCAAAUCAACGGAGUAUUUGACCGCUACUCUGCAUUCUACAGACUCAGGCGCAUAACUGCAUAUUGCCUCCGGUUCAUCGAGAAUAUUCGGCAUAAAGCGCGCACCCAGCCAUUGGUAUCUACUGGUCAUCUACCUAGUCCAACGCUCACCACUGCUCAAAUAUCCUCGGCUGAAGAUCUUUUGGUUCGUCUUGCUCAGGCAGAUGCGUUUCGUGCAGAGUUGAAAGAUCUACAAAAGGGAAAGAUGAUUUCCAAACAUUCGCCAAUCUGUGUACUUAACCCCUUCCUAGACGCACAAGGCACGUUAAGAGUAGGGGGUAGGUUGAGAUUGUCAGACCAGCCAUUCAGAACGAAGCACCCAGCCCUAUUGCCCAGUUCCCAUCCCUUUACCCGCAUGCUCAUACGUACCCACCACGUUAACCUGUUGCAUGGUGGUGGCCAGCUCACACUUGCCCGAAUUCGUGAGAAAUAUUGGCCACUGCAUGGAAGGAGAACCGUACGCAGCGUCCUACGUCAGUGCAUUCGAUGCGCGAGAGUCGAUCCCGUCCAAACCCAGCAGCAGAUCGGCCAACUGCCUGUGCCUCGAAUCACUCCAAGCAGACCAUUCACCGUUACCGGAAUCGAUUAUGCUGGGCCCGUUUACCUUCGAGCACCACACAAGCGAGCACCCUCACCGAAAGCGUACAUCUGCGUCUUCAUAUGCUUUUCUACGAAAGCGGUACACCUCGAACUAGUCUCGGACCUAACAACGGCGGCAUUUAUGGCAACGUUGCGCAGAUUCAUCGCGCGCCGCGGUUUCCCAGCGCAUAUCCACUCCGACAAUGGAAAAAACUUCGAGGGAGCCAAAAAUGAGCUACUUGCUCUCUACAAGUUCCUACGUAGCAAGAAGGAAAUGAAUGUCAUCGAAUCUGUCCUGGCUAACAACAGCAUUACUUGGCACAUGACACCACCGAAAGCACCUCACUUCGGCGGUUUAUGGGAGGCCGCAGUUAAAGUCGCUAAAAAGCAGCUGUAUCGGCAACUAGGAAAUUCUCGCCUCCAAUUCGAAGCCAUGUCAACGGUGCUCACACAAAUCGAGGCCAGCAUGAACUCUCGUCCACUUGUUCCACUAUCGGAGGAUCCUGAAGACCUUACUGCACUGACACCCGGCCACUUUUUGAUCGGUGCACCUAUGCAAUCCCUGCCUGACCACGACGUGCGUUGCAUCCCUACCGAUCGCUUGAGCCAUUAUCAACAGCUGCAGCAGCUGCAUCAAAACUUCUGGCACCGUUGGCGUACUGAAUACCUACAUGAACUACAAAAGAGCCAGAAUAACUUUCGUGCGAACAGCGAAAUCAAGCCUGGACGUCUCGUGAUCUUAGUGGACGAAAUGCAGCCUCCACUGAAAUGGCCCCUCGCUCGAAUCGUGGAUAUCCAUCCGGGAGAGGACGGUUUGAUUCGAGUCGUGACUCUGAAAACAAACAAGGGAAUUGUAAAACGACCCAUCGUCAAAAUUUGCAUGCUGCCACAGGAGGAAACCGACGAAAACACUUCGUUGCUGGAGCCAUCCGCAGGAGAUUCUUCACUACAAUCUGUUCCCACCGUUGGUCCUCUGAUUACGGAUACGUAA